This is a messenger RNA of Haemonchus placei, 1140 nucleotides long. Lineage: Eukaryota; Metazoa; Nematoda; Chromadorea; Rhabditida; Trichostrongylidae. The record is from the annotation of a GenBank genome assembly.
AUGAUGCCCCUCGAGAACGUCGUCGCACUUCACUGGACCAAUUUGGUGCUCACUUUCCUGAUAGUUAUCGCUUUCACUCACAUCCAUAUCAGAAUAGCUGAAGUGGAAAGUCGGUGUCGAUCUCAAGAGGUGAACGAGCCUGCGGCAAAAGAGAACGGCAAUGACCGACAGAAACGUCAGAUUAGUCUGAUCAAUGCAACCAGGAAUGGAAACCAUCUCUGGAUGUCCUCAAUGUCUCGAAUCAAGAUGAUUCUGAAUAACUCAGAUAUAGAAACGUGCUUGAAAGUCUGCAUGGGUAACAUGACUACUGAACUGGAACAAGAACUAGAAACAUCUACCGAAUCCGCUUACAUCCAAGGAGCAACUGCAAAUUGUAAACUGCAAUCGGUCGGUAAGCCCGUGUUCCAUUCACAUACUACAACGUAUUACGGUAGCUGGAUGCGGGACGCCUAUCCAAGAACAGGAGAUGAUAUGCUGAAGCGUUACCUAGUUAAUCACUUCCAAGGGAUCGAAGUCGUCGAGUUUCGUACGGAGGCGGAUCUCCGGCGCGAACACGUUAGCAAUGUUUACCGUCUUCCGUAUGUUUACGAUGGCACGAACCACAUGUUGUUCAAUGGUUCGCUAUUCUUUCAUCGAGCCGGUUUUCCAAGGAUAGGUAAGUUUGAGUUGACUACAGGACGCUACGAUGAGAUCGAAAUUCCUGGAGCCGCUUAUCACGGUAACAAUUAUCUUUUUAACAAAUCAUUGAACUACUUCGAUCUGGCCAUCGACGAAAAUGCGCUCUGGGUCCUAUACCACUAUGAGAAAGAGAAGUUUCUCAGCGUAGCUAAGGUUGAUAUCAAUAACCUGACGAUUUACGAGAUCCACAAUUUGACGCUGAUCAAUCACACACAAAUCGCUAAUGGAAUUGUAAUAUGUGGAGUGCUGUACACGAUCGAAGAUACCCAUGCACAGCGGUCGUACAUUUCAACUGGAUAUGACUUCUAUCGGCUCCAGUACUCUAAGCCAAAUAUCAGAUGGAUUAAUCUGUAUCGUAAUGCUAAUAUGAUAUCGUAUAAUCCGUAUGAUAAGCGAAUUUAUGUCUAUGAUCACGGUUAUCUGCUCACUGUACCGGCUCACAUACAGUGGACGUCGAAAUGA